This is a messenger RNA of Closterium sp. NIES-65, 2880 nucleotides long. NCBI's taxonomy places the organism in Eukaryota, Viridiplantae, Streptophyta, Zygnematophyceae, Desmidiales, Closteriaceae. The record is from the annotation of a GenBank genome assembly.
AUGGAAAGGGAUGGUUCCGCGGGGAAAGCAGAGCCUUUUCACCAGGCAGGGGCGCGGGAGCAAUCAGGCGCAGGCGCAGCUGCGCGGACGGGAGCGCAGCAAGGGGCGCGGGGAUCACACUCGGGGGCUUGGGCUGGGCAACCGGGGGAAUGGGCGAGGGAGGCGGGGGCGGGGUGGGACGGUGACUGGCUGGGGGAGGCGCGGAGGCGCGCGGGGCCGUGGGAGGGGCGGCCGUUGGCGGUGGUGAGUCUGUUCGACGGGUGCGGCGCCAUCUGGCAGGCGCUGCACGACUGCGGCAUUCCGUUCACUGGCGUCAGCUCUGAAAUCGUGAGUGCAGAGCCGCUGGGUGUGUUGCUGCGUGUGCUGCACGCUGGGUGUGCUGCACGCUGGGUGUAUUCAGUCUUUUCCAGUCUUCUCAUCCCUCCCUCUCUUUUGAGUCGACUCAAAAGUCUUGUCCAGUCUUCUCAUCCCUCCCUCUCUUUUGAGUCGACUCAAAAGUCUUUUCCAGACCCAUUCGCAGUGGAGGUACAGCAGGACCCAUUCGCAGCGGAGGUGGUGAGGCACAGGCUGCACGGCCCGCGCAGUGGCCUCUUCUUCCACCUCCUGCGUCUCAUCCAGCACCUCUCCCCCAAACGGCUGCACGGCCCGCGCAGUGGCCUCUUCUUCCACCUCCUGCGCCUCAUUCAACAGCUCUCGCCCAGAUGGUUUCUGGUGGAGAACGUGGCGAGCAUGCAGUGGAUGCAUGGACCGAUUGACGCUGCUGCUGACUGGUUGCUCUCUUUGCCCACUCCCACAUGCACACUUACCCCCCGUUCCUCCUCCUCCACCAGGUUUCUGGUUGAAAACGUGGCGAGCAUGCAGUGGAUGGAUCGCGAUGAGAUCUCCAAGUAUCUGGGAGUGCCACCUAUCUGCAUCGACUGCGCCGACCUCACCGCACAGGCGCGGCGGCGGCUGUUUUGGACCAACCUGCCGCUGCCAGCUCAGAUGCCGCCCGUGCGCUGCCACCCGUCCACACUGCUGCAGAGCAAGCUGUGCGAUGCGAUCGCCACUGAAGACAAGUGCGGGCCCAUCAUGAAGACCAACUUCCGCACGGCCGGCAAGGGCCGCACCAAUCAGCCAAUCAUGAAGACCAAUUACCGCACAGCUGGCAAGGGCCGCACCAAUCAGGUCAUCUGCCUGCGAUCCCAUGCCGCCCGCUUCUUCCUUUCCCACGAGAUCGAGGGAAUCUUUGGAUUCCCGCCCGGAUACACCAAGAUCUCCGCCGCCCGGUUCGCUGCUAUCAAGGCGGGAAGGAGAGGGGCGACAGGGGGGAAAGCAGGGGCGGGGAAGGGGCAAGAAAAUGGUACAGGGAAUUGGGAGUCUGCUGGGGCUGAUUGUUUGAGAGGUGAGGAAAGGGAGGAGGAGAAAGAAGAUGUGAGGGAGGUGAAUAGCGAAGAAGGGGUGAAGAUCGAGAGAGGAGUGAUGAGUGAAGGAGUGAGGAGGGAGAGGGGAGUGAAGAGUGAAGGAGGGGUGAAGGAAGUCGAUGCAGCAGUUCCCAGCGACCCCUCCGUUCCACCUUUCUCCCCUGUGCGAGUGCUGAACAGAGCAGUGUUUGAUGGGGUGAGGGAGGUAAGAGAGGAGGAGGGAGAAGAAGCGGAGGUGAGGGAGGUUAAGGAGGGGGAGGUGAGGGGGGUGAGGGAGGUGAGUGCAUGCAUUGCUGGGGGAGAUGGAGGAAAGGGAGGUGCUGAGGGGUUUGAUGUGGUGGGAAGCGAUGGUGGGAAGUGGGUGUUGGGCGUUGCAGGAAAGGCGUGUGGAGAGAGGGGAAAACACAAGGGCGUAGAGGCGAGGAGGUGGGUGGAGGGGAAGAGGAAUGGAGUGGCGAAUGGAGAGAGGGAGGGAGGUGGAGGAAAGAGGAGGAGAGUCUGGAAGGGGCGAGAUGGAGGAGAGUUGCAGGGUGCGGCUCGGUGUGAUGCGGUGAGAAGCGGUGAUUGUGUGGAUGCUGAUGGUGAUGAGGGUGAUGAUGGUUUUGAUGGUUAUCAUGGUGGUGCUGCUGCCAAUGGUGCUUCAGGAUUGAAGAGUGAGAAUGCGGUGAAGAGUGGUGACGUUGGGGUGUUGAAGGAGGACAAUGCGGUGGAGAACGGUCAUGCCACGGAUCAUGAAGAUAGUGAAGACGAUGUGGUUGAAGUGCCACCAUCGGUAUUGGGGGACGAAAAGGAGGAGGGGCGUGCAACAGCAGCCCCAAGAGACGAGGCGGAGGCGGAGUGGGGCCAAGGGAAGGAGGGGGGGGGGGGGGGAAGGCGAGGGGAGACGAGUGCGGGGGAGGAGAGAGGGCAGGAGGAGCUGCAGGAGAGGGACCGAUGGGGCCUGCUGGGGAACUCGUUUCCAGUUGAGUGUCCCUGCCCGCCCGCCUGCCACUCACCCUUCUACCGAUUCUUCUCCUACUUGCUAAGCCUUUCCCUAUGCUGCUAUCUUCCCCUGCGACCAAUCCACCCCUCACCACCCUAUUAUUUCCCCCUUGCCUUAUCCAUCAUCAACCCCCCUCGUCUCCCUUAUCCCCCGUUCUUUUCUCCCAUAGGUGGCAGUGAUAUCAUACCUGCUCACGCCGCUGCUCUCCCCCACGCUGUGGCCGUGAUAUCAUACCUGCUCACGCCGCUGCUGUCCCCCUCGCUGCGCCUCUCCGCUCCUCCGUGUGCGCUGCCUGCCUGUGUGCCGCCCCAUGUCACCCGCGCCAAGUGCGCCCUCAUGGUGCCGGGGGAGUGCGCCCUCAUGGUGCCGGGGGAGGUGAGCGCACUUCAAGGCUGGUCCAAGCUACCCAAUUGGUACGCGCUGAUCCUCUCCGUGGAGGGCGGCAGAUUCGACACCGAGUCGCUGCGCAAGCCGACUCCUCUCUGCAUCACCUAG